Messenger RNA from Dujonia railenensis, 507 nucleotides. The record is from the annotation of a GenBank genome assembly. NCBI's taxonomy places the organism in Eukaryota, Fungi, Ascomycota, Pichiomycetes, Serinales, Debaryomycetaceae.
AUGAUCCAUUCGGUAUUGAUAUUUAACAACGACGGCCUCCCUAGGUUGAUGAAGUUUUACACUCACGUGGAAAUACCCACGCAACGACUCUUGCUCCAACAGGUGCAUCAACUUAUCUCCAAGAGAUCAGCACUGGAAUGCUCAUUCAUAACGCCUCCCCCCCUUUUGGAAGACAUGGACGACAUCAAGGUUAUAUAUAGGCAUUACGCCACGCUCUACUUUGUCUUUAUUGUAGAUGAUCAGGAGUCUGAGUUGGGAAUAUUGGACUUGAUUCAGGUGUUCGUUGAGUGUUUGGAUAAAUGCUUCAACAAUGUAUGUGAAUUGGAUUUGGUUUUCGGCUGGCAAGUUUUGGAAACGGUAUUGGAAGAGAUAAUUCAAGGCGGAAUGGUGAUAGAUACGAACAUAGCAAGGAUUGUUUCAGCGGUGGACGAUGCAAACGGUCAGAAGAAUCAACAGGGAAUAACCUCAGGCUUCUCAAUAACCAAGGGGUUCGGAUGGAGAGCAUGA